AUGCGGACCUCGCGCAUCUCCCGUGAUAAUGCCCGAAUCUUGGCCGCGAGUCGCGCUCAGCGCGCCCAACGGCAAACACGGUCCGCCAUCAACGCAUCAGCGUCCACUGUUGACGCCAGUCACGUCAAGCAGGAAGCCGAAACUGAUGUCACUUCUCAAUCUGGCCUCAAGACAAGUUCAGCCCCGAUAGACUCGUAUUCAGAUGGUGAGGCGCAACCAGCGCUCAAAAGAAGGAAAAAGGGGCAAGAUGCAUCCGUUACCGUGAAGCAGGAAGUCGAGGAGGCAUCAAUAAGCACAAUUCCGUCACCAGUCAAAAAUGCCAAAGUCAAGAAAGCACGCCGUGUACCGGCAAAGAAGAUAACGGCCAGUGAUGGCACCGUCAAGAUCGAGCCGCCUGCGAACUGGGAGGAGAUAUACGCCCUGACAAGGGAGAUGCGGAACGAGAACGCAGCGCCUGUAGACACAAUGGGCUGUGAGAGUUUGGCAGACAGGAGCAGAACACCGCGAGAUCAGCGAUUCCAGACGCUUAUAGCAUUAAUGCUGAGCAGCCAAACCAAGGAUACCGUCACGGCUCCUGUAAUAUGGGGAAUGCAGGAAAGAAUGCCAGGAGGCUUCAAUCUCGAAUCCGUUCUCGCGCUCGAGCCCACGGAACUUAAUGGCUUCAUUAACAAAGUAGGCUUUCACAACCUCAAGACCAAGUACAUCAAGCAGACUGCAGAAAUACUGAGAGACAAGUGGAACUCGGAUAUACCUGACACGAUUGAAGGACUAGUCUCACUGCCAGGAGUAGGCCCGAAGAUGGCACAUCUCACAAUGAGCGCAGCUUGGGGUCGGACUGAGGGUAUAGGCGUUGAUGUGCAUGUUCAUCGCAUCACCAACCUAUGGGGCUGGCACAAGACACAACAGCCGGAGCAGACGCGCGCAGCGUUGGAAUCAUGGCUACCCAAAGAGAAAUGGCACGACAUUAACAAUCUGCUUGUAGGCUUUGGUCAGACAAUAUGUCUCCCAGUAGGCAGGAAAUGUGGCGACUGCAAACUGGCAGACAGAGGGUUGUGCCCAUCAGCCGUAGUGGCAAAGCGUACAAAGGUCAAGAGGGAGGAAGCUGUCGUGAAAGUCGAGGCGUCUGAAGGCGACGCAAUAGUAAAGAAGGAGGAGAUUGUUGAGCAUGUGGAUGAGAUCAAAGCCGAAGAUGUGGAAAAUGCGAUACCAGAUAUCGAGGAUAUUGGGAGAGAGCCACGCAAAAGAACGCGAAGGAAGCAGUAG
This is a messenger RNA of Bipolaris victoriae FI3, 1263 nucleotides long. RefSeq lists its product as hypothetical. NCBI's taxonomy places the organism in Eukaryota, Fungi, Ascomycota, Dothideomycetes, Pleosporales, Pleosporaceae. Gene Ontology annotation, biological process: nucleotide-excision repair; base-excision repair; base-excision repair, AP site formation. The transcript has 2 exons. The record is from RefSeq and is a predicted model, not a curated record. Gene Ontology annotation, molecular function: oxidized pyrimidine nucleobase lesion DNA N-glycosylase activity; DNA-(apurinic or apyrimidinic site) endonuclease activity; DNA binding. Gene Ontology annotation, cellular component: nucleus. The coding region runs from base 1 to 1263 and encodes 420 amino acids.